Ornithorhynchus anatinus (platypus) is the source of this 6177-nucleotide messenger RNA. RefSeq names its product RUN and SH3 domain containing 2 (gene RUSC2). The record is from RefSeq and is a predicted model, not a curated record. The transcript is spliced from 12 exons. The coding region runs from base 611 to 5461 and encodes 1616 amino acids. Lineage: Eukaryota; Metazoa; Chordata; Mammalia; Monotremata; Ornithorhynchidae. Gene Ontology annotation, cellular component: cytoplasmic vesicle. Gene Ontology annotation, molecular function: protein binding.
CGAUCUAGAUUCUUCUCAUGGCCCAUUCCACCACGCAUCUGCGGCCUCUAUUUACAGUGGAGCUUUUCAUGAACGAGCCUGGCAGCGGUGCCAGCCAGCACACUGUCUCGGAGCAGCCUCAGCCCUCCAGAGCCGGGGGGAGGGGCGCCUUCCUGCCCGGGCCUCGAGAAGGGGAGGAAGUGGCACUGGGAGGCCUAGAACAAGGGGCCUGGACCCUCAGUGAAGGACAAGUCCCCUCUCCACCCCUUCCCCCUGCACCCCUGCCAGCCCAGAGCCUGAAAUAAGAGAAAGACACCUAAGGCUCCGGGCCGCCGGGCGCUCCCGCCGGCCCUCUCGGCCCAGAGCAGCGGCCUCCCUCCGUCCGUGUCGCUGGCCCGCUCCAUCAUCCGCUUCUCCCAGCUCCUCUCCUGGGAGGGACCCAGCGCCCCCCAGGGCGGCUCCUGUGGCCCCACCCAUGCCACCAUCCCCAGGAGAGAGAGCGAGACCUCCAUCCCCAGCAUCCCUCAGGAGAGAGACCUCCGUUCCUGAGCUAGCCCAGCAAGGUACCAGGCUCUCCUGAUGAGAUGCGUCCCGUCCCCUGGGGCUCCGGGGUCGGUGUCCAGCGUCGCUGAUGCCACAGGCUACGCUCUGCAGGAUGGAUAGUCCCCCUAAACUGACCGGAGAGACUCUCAUCGUCCACCACAUCCCCCUGGUUCACUGCCAGGUCCCCGACCGGCAGGGCUGCAGCGGGAGCAAGCGGGCCAACCCCUUCCGCCUGUCCGAUCCCGGGGCCCCUCGCCCCAACCGAGACCUGGCGCAGGCCGACUCGCUGCUCUACAGCAGCCUGCUGUGUGCUCCCGGCGUACCCGUGGGGCCCCAGGAGAGCUCCGAGCACAGGACCCAAGGCGGUAGGGCGGCCGGGGCCUCCAAGAGGCACAACCCCUUCCUGCUGAAGGACGGCGAGGCAGGCCUCUGCGACCUGUACGUCGAAGACCCGGCCCCCGCCUCCUUCCGCCUGCACGGGGGCGGCCCGUCGGCGCUCCCCCUGCGGGAGCUGGGCCUGCCCCCCUUCCAGCUGCAGCAGCAGGGCACCGGCCCCGCCCGGGGGAGGCCCUGGGGCUCGGCCAGCCGCACCGGGGUGGUGGAAGGGCAAGAAGAAGAGCUGCUCAGUAACGCCGAGGCCCAGAGACACCGAAACGGGAACCGGUGCCCCCGGGCUUCCGAGACCACGGAGCUGGAUGACUGCGACUGCAGCCGGGGCCUCGGCGGCGGGUGCGGCCACGCCUGCGACCCCCCCGGCUUCCCCGCCGGUGGCGAACGGGAAUGGAAGCGCGGCUCGGACGACUCCCCGAGGAACCCCGGGGCCCCGGCCGGCCGGGACUGUAGCUGCUCCGGCUCGGAGGCCCGGCCCGGCCGCUCCGGCAGCACGUCCAGCCAGUCGGAGGCCACGGACCAGCCCAUGGGCUACGUCAGCGACUCGUCCUGCAACAGCUCGGACGGCGUGCUGGUCACUUUCAGCGCCCUGUACGACAAGCUGCACCGUCAUUCCCGCUCCAACCUCAACACCGCCCCGCUCUCCUGCGACUCUUCCGUCUGCAGCCACUCCGACCCCGGCACCUUCUACCUGGACCUGCACCCCUCCCCGACCGAGUCCAAGAUGUCGUGUGAGUCCCACCCCCAGGACGGCGGGGGCCGGGGCUGCGACUACCCCCCGACCUCUUCCCCGGGCCUGGACACCAACUGCAACUCCUACCGCCUGCACUGUGAGGCGGGAGCCCCGGGGGACUCCACCUCCUCCUCCGACCUCACCGCCUGCUUCCAGAGCCAGGCCCGCCUCGUGGUGGCCACGCAGAACUACUAUAAACUCGUCACCUGCGACCUGUCUUCCCAGUCGUCCCCCAGCCCCGCGGGCUCGUCCAUCACCAGCUGCUCGGAGGAGCCCACCAGGGGCAGCCCCGGCCCGGGCCCCGGCCAGCCCACCGAGUAUUACCUGUUCCGGAGGCCCGAGGAGGAGCCGGAGCCGGAGCCGGAGCCGGGCCGGGCCGCCGAGGGGGAGGGUUCCCCGGAGGGGACCGGGGCCGGCGCGGGGCCCGGUGUGAUCGAGGGGCAGGUGUAUGUCAAUGUGUCUCCCCCCAACCUCAACGGCGGCCGGCAGCGGUCGCGCAGCUACGACCGCAACCUGACCCGCAGCCCCCCGGCCCGGCCGGGCUCCCUGGAGCGCAUGCUGAGCUGCCCCGUGCGGCUGAGCGAGGGCCCCUCGGCCCUGGCGGCCCAGGGCUCCCCGGGGCCCCGGAGGGUCACCUCCUUCGCCGAGCUGGCCAAGGGUCGGAAAAAGGCCGGGGGCUCCCCUCCUCUGCGGGCCGGCGGGGACUCCUCCCUGGAAUUCUCCCCGAUCCCCGAGCGGCGGAGGGACGGUCCGGGCUUCCCGGAGGAGGGGGCCCGCCGCAGCCACAGCCUGCCGCCCAUGCCCUUCCUCCACUGUCUGGACCCCAGCCGGGAGGGUUUCGGGGACGGUCCCCAGCAGCCCUGUCCCCAGGAGCAGGGCUCCCUCGGCUUCGGGGCAGCCGGGCAGGCCCCCCUGGCUCUGAGGAUGGAGGAGGCGAGGCUCCCCUUCCCAGGGAACCCCGCAGGCACCAGCCGCGGACAGAGGGAUGCGAGAGCCCGAGCCGAUGGAGGAGCGGGAGCCGAGCCCAGACCUGUGGUGCGCUACAGCAAGGAGCAGCGCCCGACCACCCUGCCCAUCCAGCCCUUCGUGUUCCAGCACCAUUUCAGCAAACAGCUGCCCAAGGGCCGGCCCCUGCCCAGCCACUUCACUUCCAGCCUCUCCCAGCUCUACGGCCUCUCCGGGGGCAGCCGGGCCACCGCCGGCCCGCAGGCCUCCUCCACCUGCCAAGCCCCGGCCGGCUCCUCCUCCGCGGGGGAGCCGCUCGCCCCCGGGGCGGGCACCGGGCCGGCUCCUGCCCCUCGGGCAGUAGAUGGGGCCGGGCCCCUGGCCGCUGGAGGCGGCAGGAAUCCGGCCCCGGAAAGCAGCCGUCCGUCCCCGCUGGGCAGCUACUCUCCCAUCCAGAGCGCCGGGCCCUUCGGCCAGAGCUCAGACUCCUCGGCCUCCUGCUCCCCACCGCCCGAAAGGGCCGGGGAUGGGCUUCCUCCCCGCAGUCGCUCCUGCCCCACGGCUGCCAACCUGCUUCCCAGUCGUCCGGUCCCCCCAGCGGGCCCCUCCCGCCGCCCGGAAGCUCCACCUUCCCAGGACCACUCCACACCUGCUUCGGAGGCCUCGCCGCUGCCCGGGUACCGGCUCCACAAGGCUCUGCCACCCCUGGGCCGAACGGAUUCCCUGGCCCGGGGCGGCGGUGAAGGCGGCGGGCCCCUUGGAAGCAUGGCAGCUCGGCCCACCAACGCCAACCACCUGUCCCCACAAGCGCUGAAGUGGCGGGAGUACAGGCGGAGGAACCCCCUGGGCCUGGCGCAGGGCUCGGGGAUGGCCAACUUGGCGAGCAGCCUGGACCGGACGCAGCAGGAGGCCUGGCUGACCCGGAGGAACCCCAUCUUCGAGUUCCCCGGUUCCCUCAGUGCCGCUACCCACCUCCACUCCCGUCUGACUGGACAGUCUGUGCGCCAGCUGCAACUGAAUUACACCGACUUUUUCCCCGACUAUUUCUCUCUGACUGAGAAACCACCGGCUGAAUUCUGUCUAUCCCCAGAUGGCAAUACUGAAUCCAUCUCCAUUGACCUCCUGCAGAAGAAAGGGCUGGUGAAGGCCAUCAACACCGCCGUGGAUCUCAUCGUGGCCCACUUUGGGACCAGCCGAGACCCGGGAGUAAAGGCCAAACUGGGCAAUAGUUCGGUGAGCCCCAACGUGGGACACCUGAUCCUCAAGUACCUGUGUCCGGCCAUCCGAGCUGUGCUGAGCGAUGGGCUCAAAGCCUACGUGCUGGAUGUCAUUGUCGGUCAGCGGAGAAACCUGCCCUGGAAUGUGGUGGAGGCCUCCACCCAGCUAGGUCCAUCCACCAAGGUCCUGCAUGGGCUUUACAGCAAGGUCAGCCAGUUCCCCGAGCUCACCAACCACUCUAUGCGCUUCAACGCUUUCAUCUUCGGCCUCCUCAAUAUCAGGUCUCUGGAGUUCUGGUUCAACCACCUGUACAACCAUGAAGACAUCAUCCAGGCGCACUACCAGCCCGUCGGUUUCCUGUGCGUGGCGCACGGCGUCUGCCAGGCCCAGUUCGAGGAACUGCUGCUCCUGCUGCAGCCCCUGUCCCUGCUGCCCUUCAGCCUGGACUUGCUCUUUGAGCACCAUCUGCUGCAGAGUGGCCACCGGCAGCAGCAGCACAAGGAGCUGCUGCGGGUUACGCAGGGGUUGCUGCAGUCUGCCCACUCCACCCUUCAGCGCUCGCGGGCCCAGAGCGCCCUUCCCAGCCCACCGCCCGGCCUCACCCCCACCGGCCUCGGGGACCGGGACCCGAGCCAGGAGGGGAUGGCCCCGGGGGAGCGGGUGAAGGGGGUAGGGGCCUCGGCGGGGGAGGAGGAGGAGGAGGAGGAGGAAGAGGAGGAGGGAGAAAAGGAGGAGGAAGAGGAAGCGGCCAAGGCGGCGGGGGCACCGGAGGCAGGCCCCGUGGGCAGCGUGGGCGAGGGCCGGGGCCGGGAGAAGGAGCGGGACCGGCAGGCUGGCUGGUGGUACCAGCUGAUGCAGAGCUCCCAGGUCUACAUCGAGGGCUCGGCGGAAACCUCCAAGUUCGGCCGCAACGAGAAGAAGAAGAAGGGGAGUGCCGCGGCCGGGGGGUCGCGCUCCGCCGAAGCCCACCGGGCCCCGCCACCCCGAGAAGGGGUGGUAGAGGGGGCCGAGGCCUGCCCUGCCCCCGAGGGCCUCGGGGAGGGGAGGCUGGAGACUGGGGUGCCGGGUGCCGUCGCCAGGGUCAAGCAGGAGCAGCCCCAGCUGGUGGAGGAGGUGGGCCCGGGCAGAGACAGGAGCUGGCCCUUCUGGAUGGGGAGCCCCCCCGAUUCGGUGCUCACGGAGCUGAGGCGUAGCCAGGAGAGAGAGGGGCCCACCGCCCCGCAGUCAGGGAGAGAGGAGGGUCCCCCAGAGCCGGGCCUGGGCUUGAGGUGGGGGCAUCUGUUCGGCUCCCGCAAGGCCCAGCAGGAGACCCGCGCUCCCAACAGACUGCCCUCAGGCUGGCUGAGCCUGGACAGGUCCGUGUUCCAGCUGGUAGCGCAGACCGUGGGCGCCGGGACCCGGAGAGAGUCGGCGCCGGGGGGACGUGGAGAGAAGGAGCCCGCCGCGGAGUCCCCCACCACGGACCGAUCCUGCGAAGUUCAGGCAUUGUGUCACCACAUGGCCACGGAGCCCGGCCACCUCAGCUUCCGCAAGGGAGAGCGUCUGCGGGUGCUGGGCCCCGCCGGCAAGGACUGGCUUCGCUGCGGCCGGGGCUCUGACAGCGGCCUAGUGCCCUUAACCCAUGUGACGCUGUCCAACGCGCACCAGGACUGAAGAUGCCCCAACCGCCCUUGUGGUCCCCUUCCCCCAAGAGCCCCCCACCGCGCCCCCAGCCCCCACCUGGCCCAGUGCAGGCCGGACUCUGGAUCCUUGGCCGUCCCCCCGCCGCCGCCCCGUGCAUGCCGGAGCCACUGGGGCCUCCCUUCGUCUCGGCCGUGGCUGGGCCUGCAGAGAGUACAGGCCCGAGCCCGGGGCCAACCGGCCCCCUGCCCCUCCACGGCCCCUGGCCCCGGCCCUCCCUGAGGGCCUGCCCGGCUCCCCUGGGAGGGUGCACGCCGGGGGCUGCCCCCACCCACGUCCCCGAGUGAGAUGUCUCCUCCCCGCUCCCGUCCUCCGCAUCUCCACUCUGCAUCGACCCCAGGUGUCCUGUCGGCCCAACCCAAGACACGUCUCAGUCCCCGGGGCCCCCCUCCUCUCCCCAGAUCUGCUGGCUCAUGGCCCCGGGUAGCAGUCACCCUGUCCUUGGGGGCCAGGCCUCGAUGCCUCCUCCCCAAGAAGAGGGAGACAUCCCCCCCCCCCCCCGACCCCCGACCUCAGAGCGAAGAGGCCCAGGCAGUGUUGCGGGGGAACGGGUGGAGGGCAGAGUGUCAGUAUUGGGACCCAACCCUGCUGUACAUAGGCUGCAGCCGCGCUAGCCUGGCAUCCCGAGAGGGGGCUGGACUGGGUUUAUUUAUUUAUUUAUGCAUAUUAAUAAAAAAGGUUCUCAGCAA